Molecule: messenger RNA, 1286 nt
Organism: Asparagus officinalis (garden asparagus)
Lineage: Eukaryota; Viridiplantae; Streptophyta; Magnoliopsida; Asparagales; Asparagaceae
Product: nuclear pore complex protein NUP43-like
Exons: 2
Coding region: 551-955 (134 amino acids)
Cellular component (GO): nuclear pore outer ring
Source: RefSeq, a predicted model, not a curated record
AUAAAACCUUUGGAUUUUGUCCCAGUCCUGUGCGUGUGACUCAUUGCGGUUGGAAGUCCCCCUCCUCAAAAACCCCCCAAUUUGCUAGUCAUAAACCCUAGCCAAAGCCCUAAUCCCCUAAAACCCUAAAAAAUGUCGAACCCCAACUUCCACCAAUUCCCCCAAUCAAAAUCUAUCGACUCCGUCCGCUUCCUCUCCCCAAUCUCCCCCUUCUCCCGCCUCAUCGCCGUCGCCCGCCACCGCCGAAGCCGCAGCCGCCUCGUCCUCCUCCAUCGAACUCCACUCCCUCUCAACCCCAAACCCUGACUCCCCAACCCCAAACCUCCAUCUGCUCUCCUCAAUCCCCUCCCCUUCCAGAAUCACCUCCCUCAAAUCCCCCACCCCCAAAUCCAUCGUCUUCUCCACCCUCUCCGGCACCCUCCACUUCGCAUUCCUCGACCCCGUUGAUGGGUCGUUCGAUUCGGGCCCCACGGUUGAAACCUCUUUACACCGGGGCUCGGUUUCGAGUAUUGACGUUGUGGAGGGGGGAGGGGAGUGUGUGAGUGUGGGAAUGGAUGGGAGGGUGAAUUUGGUUGGGGUUGGAGAAGGGGGGAGGGUGGAGUGGAAGCGGGUUGCAGAUAGUAACGGGUUGGUCGGGUAUAGUUCGGUCCGGUGGGGGUCGAAUGUGGAGUUUGCGACGGGCGGCUUGGGGUUUGGGUUGCAGUGGUGGGAUCAGAGAAGGCCCGGUGGAGCCGUGUCUCAGUUGAAAGGGAAUUGGGCUCGAGGCAAUAUGCCUAGCAUGGUGCAUUCUAUUGAUAUUCAUCCUUCACGGAAGCAUAUUUGUGUGGUAUGUCCGCUUAAUCUCUGCCAGCAACAUAUUCUACAACAUUUCAUUUCAACAUAUGUUAUAACAUUUCAUUUCCCAUUUGUCUUAUGCAUUCUACCUCCUAAUAGAGGGAAGUUAGUUCCUACAUAAAAUAGUUGCUAUGCGUUAGAAAUAUUUUUUUAUUAUAUUAAUGCAGUAGCAUGCCAAUGGCUAAUAUUGGCACUUUUAAUUAAAUGAACAGAAAACAAAUUAGGCUUUAGCAUUUAUUUAUUUAUUUUCAUACCAUGGUAAUUGAUCCAUAUUGAUGAAAAACUGUUAGAUAAUUUUUUUUUCCAGUUAUAUCAUUUGUAUAGGCAAGCCAUUUCCAAACUUCUACAUAAAACAGAAGUUUUGCUGAAUGAAAUGAAUAAGCAUUUGAGAUUUGCCCUUCUUUUGAAUCUUUUAGUGGAUGUUUGGUAGCCUACAAGCCUACAACUGCAGU